AUGGAGGUUGGUAACGGGGGCGAUUCGGCCAUGGAGGUGGAGGCGGAAGUGAGCCCGUUCGCCGCGGCGGCAGCCUCCGGUUCCCCGCUCCCCGGCGGCGUGUCCUCCUCGGCCAGGCGGCUGGGCCUCAAGAACAGCAUCCAGACCAACUUCGGCGACGACUACGUCUUCCAGAUUGCUUCUUGCCAGGAGAUCUCAACGCUCGCGGUUUCUCUGUCGACAAAUGCACUCAAGUUCUAUGCUCCAGCAACUGGACAGUAUCUGGGGGAAUGCACAGGGCAUACAGGGUCCAUCCAUGAGAUUGCCUUUUCGGCUCCGUCAUCGCCGCAGGUGAUAUGCUCUUGCUCUGGUGAUGGGACCAUCAGAGCCUGGGACACAAGGAGCUUCAAGCAGAUAUCUUUGCUAAAUGCUGGCCCCUCGCACGAAAUGUUUAGCUUCUCCUUUGGUGGAACAAGUGGUAACCUACUUGCUGCUGGUUCUAGUUCCAAGGUUCUGUUGUGGGACUGGAGAAGUUCAAAACAGGUUGCCUGCUUAGAGGAAUCCCACAUGGACGAUGUAACCCAGGUUCGAUUUGCACCAAAUCAACAGAGUAAACUCAUUUCUGCGGCAAUUGAUGGUUUAAUAUGCGUCUUCGACACUGAUGGUGAUAUCAAUGAGGACGAUCAUUUGCUAUCUGUUAUGAAUGCGGAGACUUCUGUUUCCAAGGUGGGUUUCUAUGGAAACAAGUAUCAGAAGCUUUGGUGUUUGACCCAUAUUGAAACACUAAGCACUUGGGACUGGAAUGAUGGGACUAGAGAAUUGAAUAUAGAGAAUGCUCGUUCCCUGGCUAGUGAUAAGUGGAACCUUGACCAUUUGGACUACUUCGUCGACUGCCACUACUCUCUGCCUGAUGACCGUUUAUGGGCUAUCGGUGGCACCAGCGAGGGGACACUAGGUUACUUCCCUGUAAAAAACAAUCCUGCGGGAGCGAUCGAUUGGGUGGAGGCUGUCCUCGAAGGAGGCCACACAGGAGUUAUCAGGACCAUAUGCCCAGGUGGAAGCAGUCUUGAGAGCCUUGGCCAAAACAAGGGCAUCUUUGGGUGGACAGGAGGCGAGGAUGGCCGUCUAUGUUGCUGGCGCUCGGACGAUGUCGCAGCGACGAAGAAGUCCUGGAUCUCCAGUACGCUCGUGUCACGCAUCGACAAGAAAACGAAAAUCCGACAUCAGCCCUACUGA
Triticum turgidum subsp. durum (durum wheat) is the source of this 1215-nucleotide messenger RNA. Lineage: Eukaryota; Viridiplantae; Streptophyta; Magnoliopsida; Poales; Poaceae. The record is from the annotation of a GenBank genome assembly.